GCAGGUUGAUCCUCCACAUUCACAUUUCAUCUCCAGCCCAGCGCUACAUUUUUGUAUCCCCUCAACUUUCCUUAUCGAACCAUGUUCAUGUCAACCAAGUUCCUAUUCGUUGCUGCAUCCAUAGGCAGCGCGCUCGCAGCUCCCGCCUGGCCUCGUCAAGUCGCCCCUCAGACAGCCGUCUCUGGCACAGCGGUCGCGUCGGCGGCAGGCCCCACGUUCACUCCCGGAGGAUUGGACAACCCCCCACCUGUCGGAUCGUUCCUCUCUAUCGGCCACUCGGCGCAGAGUAUAAACCGGGCCAGUCUGACAGCGACGGCUACAACGGGUUGCAUCCGAGGCGUGGUGUCCUGUCUCGGAGCGGAUAUCGUUACUUGCGGAGACGACGGCACCGUACGUUCGUUAUCCCAGACCGUGUCAAUCCGGCUGACUGGCGCCUCGUUAGCUCGGCUCGAACAUUACGGCAUGCGACACCGCCAACAACAAGUUCUGUUUCGCGCUGCCCCUCCCGCCGUCGCAGCACCAGGGCAAGACUGUCAACAUCGACUGCACGACGCCCGACAUCGCCGCGGCGGCCAUCGCGGCCACCGGCGCCUCGGGCGGCAUUUACGGGACGGAGCCGCUGGUGAACUCCGUCGUGUUCGAACCACUGACGCCGGACGCGUUCGCGCCCAGUCUAGCGUCGGACACCUUCUUCGGAAGGGCGCUGCAGACUGCCGGGUUCGUGUAAACUGGUAUGCAUAGUGCGGGAAGUGAAAAUGCCCGCCCACCUUGCUUGGACUGAUGUGAGGUGCCUCCCGAAUGUGACGGUGCAUACAAUUUGCCGAUAUGUACGUCCAGUAGUCAUGAUACAUCCAGCGCGACGGCCUGGCUAUGACAUCUGAGUCACCUGCAAGCCUUCCGAGUGAGCACGCUCGCU
Messenger RNA from Punctularia strigosozonata HHB-11173 SS5, 916 nucleotides. RefSeq lists its product as uncharacterized. Bases 82 to 741 code for a protein of 219 amino acids. The transcript is spliced from 2 exons. The record is from RefSeq and is a predicted model, not a curated record. Lineage: Eukaryota; Fungi; Basidiomycota; Agaricomycetes; Corticiales; Punctulariaceae.